AUGUUUAUCACUGAAGAAAACAAUAGUAAUGUCAAUAUGAGCUCUUAUACGUGGGAGCGUAUAACCUCGUCAGAGAGAAAAAAUUUAAAACUUUGUCGAUUAUGUGGUAAAAAUUCGAUAAAUUAUGUUGAUUCAUUAAACAAUGAAGGCGCUGAAAGAAAAUUAUGCCUCAAAGUUAUUUCAUGUCUUCAAAUAAACAUAUCAGAAGAUGACAUUUUGCCAACAAUAAUUUGCACUGAUUGUUGUGAUAAGUUGGAAAAUUUUUACAAAUUUUUUAAACAAGCUGCUGAAGUACAAACAUAUCUUGAUAGUAUUUAUCAACCGACUGAAAAAGAGAUUCCAAUUGAAGACCAAAGAGUUAUUGUAAUAAAAUACAAUCCUGUUGAUUUUUAUCCAGAUCAACAAGAAGCUGAAGUUGUUAUUAAUUUAAAUUUAGAGGAAGGAGUUGAGCUAGAAAAUUUAACCCCAGAGCAGCUCAAUAAAAUAAUUCAAGAACAAUUGAAUAAUGUAAAUCAAGGCCAAAUAAACAAUAAUUUUAACCAACAUCUUGUUGUUGACAAUGUUGAUGUCAACCCAGAACAAUUAGUUAACACUGUAAUUGAAGAACAAAACAUAAGUACCUCAAUUGUCGAACAAGUGAUAAGUAACUCUAAUGAAGAAGACAUAAUCAAUAAUUUAAACUCCGAAGAAAUAAUAAUAAAUGCGAAUUCAGAAGAAGAAAUAAAUAAUUUGCGUAAGGAGUAUGAAAAAAUAAUCAACGAAGUAAGUAGUGAAUUUAAUGAUCCAGUUGAUGUAAGUGCGCAGGAGAAUGAAGUCAAUAAUGGUAAUGACCGAGAAAUAGAACAAGAAACGGAGCUAGAAGAACAAAAUCGAGGAGAUGAAGAUAACAAAGAAGAUAAUGAAGAAGACGAAGUUGUUAAACUAGAGAGAGAAGAAAUAAUUAAAAAAUUAAAAAAGACCAAAGUUGUGACAAGUCGGUUGACGAUAACAGAAGCUAUUCAAGGCUAUCCAUGGAAGUGUACUAUUUGCAAUCAUGGAAUCAUGAAAUCUUACAAAGAAUUGCAGUAUCAUUACAAACACAAGCACAAUGAACCGCCUAUUUAUAAAUGUAUGCACUGCGAAAGGGAGUACAGUCUCUAUAGGAGUUUUACUAAACACUUUUUACUCCAUGAAGAUCCUAAAAGAUUCGAAUGUGACGACUGCGGUAAAGUAUUUAAUCUUAAGUCAUCUCUGCUAUCGCACUCUCUAGUGCAUUCUGACAAACGCCCUUACUUCUGUACCAUAUGUCGUAAAAGGUUUAAAAGUUCCUUGACUCUAGCAGUCCAUAAAAGACUUCAUCUUCCUCUGGAUGGACAAUUUUUGUGUGAAAUUUGUAGGAAAGAUUUUUCGUCUAAAAAAGCGCUGGAAAAUCACGAAAAAAUGCACGACGGAGUAUAUGACUUCAUGUGUGACGUUUGUGGGAAAUCUUUUGUGUCCAAAAAUUCUCUGAGUUAUCACAUGGCCAGCCAUACGGAGGAUAUAAAUUAUCAUUGUCCCACCUGUGGUCGCAGUUUUAGAACAGAAUGUCUUUUAAAGAGACAUUUAGUAACACAUUCGGAAGUUAAGAAACACCGAUGUGAUACCUGUGGAAAACAAUUUAAAGAACGUUGCACUCUCGUUGCACAUACGCGAAUUCAUACCGGAGAAAUGCCGUAUGAAUGCGAAGUCUGCGGUAAAAAAUUCCGUUUCGCUGGAAUUUUAACGGUUCAUCGAAGGCAACACACAGGCGAACGCCCUUAUAUUUGUUCAUUUUGCGAUCGCACAUUCACCAACUGGGCAAACUUGAAUAAACAUAUGAAGCGACUGCACAAUACAAAGGCCGGCGUACAGAGAAAAUAA
Cotesia congregata is the source of this 1878-nucleotide messenger RNA. Lineage: Eukaryota; Metazoa; Arthropoda; Insecta; Hymenoptera; Braconidae. The record is from the annotation of a GenBank genome assembly.